Messenger RNA from Vombatus ursinus (common wombat), 2000 nucleotides. Its product is annotated as dyslexia-associated protein KIAA0319-like. The annotation marks the transcript as partial. Gene Ontology annotation, cellular component: cytoplasmic vesicle; plasma membrane. Lineage: Eukaryota; Metazoa; Chordata; Mammalia; Diprotodontia; Vombatidae. Gene Ontology annotation, biological process: neuron migration; negative regulation of dendrite development. The transcript has 10 exons. The record is from RefSeq and is a predicted model, not a curated record.
CGGAAUCUGUGUGCGAGGUUGUACAAGGAGAUGAUGACGGGGAAGGAGAGGAGCAGAUGCUGCGAUGAAUGACGCUUCCAGGCCUGGGAGUCCGACAAGGAGGAGUAUCUUCUGACUGAGCAGCGCCGAUGUCCAGUCAUUUGGGGCCAGAAUUAUAUAUUAAGCAUCGUUAAAGGAAACCAGCUACUGCGUACUCUCCCAAGGUCAGGAGUCAGAAAACAACGGGCAAGUUGUCCGUGUGGCACAGAAAGACUAUGGAUUCAGGUGUACGUUCUGCAUUGUUGCUGCUGGGGGUCAUUGCAGGUUACCUCUGUGAGAAGUGUAGGGAUGGAGGAACCUACUCAAAUGCAGUUAUUUCCCCAAAUCUGGAAACCACCAAAAUCAUGCGGGUGCCUCAAGUCAGUUCUCUGGCUGCCUGCACAGCUGCCUGUUGUGACCUGCCCAGCUGUGACUUGGCCUGGUUGGUUGAAGGUCGGUGCUACGUUGUGAACUGCCAGCACCAGGAGAGCUGUGAGCCCAAGACAAUAGACCCUGUUAAGUCCUAUCUAACUUUUGUGCUGCGGCCAGCGCAGAGACCACCCUCCUUACUAGGAUAUGGACAGAUGAUGCCCAAUAGGGGUCAUCCCAUGGCGAUUCCAGGAGGCCCGUCUGAGGAGGCUAGCAGACUUAGAGACUUACCCUUCUUGGGGAAGGGCCAUAGCUUAGAAGAGUUACCUGAGUAUACAGAUGACUAUAGGGAGAUGGAGCCUGACUCCUUCCAGUCCAGUGGCAAGCAGGUGCCAAAGGGUGGUGCUGACUACAUGGACUGGGGUCUACUGCCAAACACUGAAGGUCCUUUCAAUUCCUCUGUGGGAAAUGGCCAUUCUCUGGCAGAGAAAGAGAAUGGGAACACCAGGUUAGAUCACCUGGCAAGAGGGAAUGAGUCAGAGUGGGCCACUGUCCUGGAUCACUUUCCUGAGGGAAGAUCAUCACCAUCCCUGGAGAAGAUCCCACUGCCUGGAAAGACACGAGAAAAGGAGGAAGCCUUUCAGCCCCCUGGACAGGCUAGCAACAGCCCCGGAGAAGAGGUUCUAAUGCCUUCCCAUAAUCCUCCUUCAGCCAACCUGGAGUUCAGUCCAACCAUCGUGGAGAAAAGCCCAAUUCUAACAGUAACCCAGCAGAACUCAGAUCAUGGGAUUGAAGUGUUUCCCACUGACACUGGCCCCUCUCAGUCCACCCUAACUGAGCAGAUCACCUCUCCCACCACUGCUCCAAGUACAGUCAAAGAACUCACGGUGUUUGCUGGAGACAAUGUACUGAUCACUUUACCCCAAAACGACGUUCAGCUGAAGGCCUUUGUUGUUCCAGCACCCCCUUCAGAAACAAGUUACUACUAUGAAUGGAGUUUGAUAAGCCACCCCAUGGACUAUCAGGGUGAAAUUGAACAAAAAUACAUGCAAACUCUUAAUCUCUCUCAGUUGCCUGUAGGCCUUUAUUCCUUCAAAGUGGCUGUUUCUGGUGAAAAUGCUUUUGGAGAAGGAUUUGUAAAUGUCACUGUUAAGCCAGCAGUGAGAACCAAUCAGUCCCCGGUAGCAGUAGCUUCUCCCCAAGUACAAGAGCUCUUCUUGCCCACUACUUCAACCUUCAUUGAUGGCAGUCAAAGUACAGAUGAUGCUAAAAUCGUGAGCUACCACUGGGAAGAAAUUAAAGGGCCCCUAAGAGAACAGAAGGCAUCAGCUGACUCCCCAGUCUUGCAUUUAUCUAAUCUUGUUCCUGGGAAUUAUACUUUCAGGUUAACAGUAAUAGAUUCAGAUGGAGCUGCAAACUCUACUAUUGCAUUACUAAUAGUCAACAAACCUGUGGACUACCCACCUCUUGCCAAUGCAGGACCAAACCAGGUGAUAACUUUACCACAGAACUUCAUCACCCUCAAUGGAAACCAGAGCAGCGAUGACCACCAGAUUAUCAGCUACGAGUGGUCACUGAGCCAACAUAGUAAAAGCAAAGUUGUAGCCAUGCAG